Messenger RNA from Myripristis murdjan (pinecone soldierfish), 2370 nucleotides. RefSeq names its product maturin, neural progenitor differentiation regulator homolog (Xenopus) (gene mturn). The record is from RefSeq and is a predicted model, not a curated record. Gene Ontology annotation, biological process: positive regulation of megakaryocyte differentiation; regulation of signaling. The transcript is spliced from 4 exons. NCBI's taxonomy places the organism in Eukaryota, Metazoa, Chordata, Actinopteri, Holocentriformes, Holocentridae. Bases 265 to 654 code for a protein of 129 amino acids. Gene Ontology annotation, cellular component: cytoplasm.
AAGAGAGGGAUGGGGGUUUGAGAACGGAUGAACACCGGACCCGGUAGGCUAGGCUAUAUGCGCCAACAGUGUUAUCUCCGUUCCCCGGCCAUGCAGACGACGUGCUAGAGGAGAUGCGGUACAGAGGAGGCUGCUGAUGCUGAUGCUGCUGUCCGGUCAGCUGUUAUUUGUGUCUUGAGCAUCAUCAUCACCGUGACGGCCAGAGAGAUCAAGCACCGGAGCCACGGACACCGUACACCGGAGGAUACCGGAGGAUAACGGAGGAUGGAGUUCAAGCAGCUGGUGGAGGCCGCGGAGAAGUGGUGCUCCGGUAACCCGUUCGACCUCAUCUUCGCCGAGGAGGACGACGAGAGGCGGCUGGACUUUUACGCAGAGCCCGGCGUCUCCUUUUACGUGCUGUGUCCCGGCGGCACCGACAAUUUCCAUGUGUGGAGCGAGAGUGAGGACUGCCUUCCCUUCUUACAGUUGGCCCAGGACUACAUCUCCUCCUGCGGGAAGAAGACUCUGCUGGAGGUGCUGGAGAAGGUCUUCACGUCCUUCAGACCUCUGCUGGGUCUUCCAGACAUAGAUGAUGACACUUUUGAGCAUUACCAUGCCGACAUGGAGGGGGAACCCGGGGCGGACCACCAGCAGAUGGGGGUCAGCCAGCAGUGAUGAGCCCCGAGAAGACGCCUGCAGCUGGGGUGGAACUACCCAGAAACCCCAGGCCUCAACCCAUAGACCCAAACAUUUAACAAGUAGUCUAAACACUCCUACGGCACCCACAGGCCACACACAGACAUAGACACAGCCACACACACACACACACACACACACACGGGGUUCAACUUGCUAAAAAUGCACCACCAUGCUCUUGAAUGUCACAGUGGCUUUGCUUCCCAAACAGUGCACUCUGUUGCACACUGUUGACACUCAUACACACAUACACACACACACACACACACACACACGCACAGAACAAACAACUGGGCAGCCGGAGCAGUUGCCAUGUACAAUGCAAGUUUAUCAUAAUCAUUCACCAUCUGGUUAGUUAAAGUUAUACGGCACAGCAAUAGUCCCAACAGCCUCGGCUGGCUUUGUUAUGCAGCAGCACCGUCAGAUAGCACCACAUUAUGCACUUCUUUCCCCCUGUGGCUUCGGAGAUGAAUGUGGCAGAUAACCUAGUUUCCCUGCCUGUCUAUUGACGUAGAGGAGGCACAAGGAGCUAGAUGAAAGAAGAAUGUGUGAAAACUGCCUGCUUGUGGCUGUAUGUUUGAUGUGGAGGGCAAUUACAGAGGCAAUUUGCAAUGAUGCAGAUAAGGGAGGUGAGGAAUGAGGGAGUGCAAACAAUGCAAAGUGAUAUAAUUUUCCACUUGACAGAGGGAAAAGAAAGAGGGAAUCAACAUUUAAGCAUUUAUUUUUUACACUGACAGUGGUACGGCGGCUCUCGGAGGCCCGUGGCUAUCAUAUUGUGACCCAUUCCCACUGACACGGGGUACCAUAGUGAUGUACGGCACAUUCAAAAGCAUUUAACACCUUCCCUCCCCAUGUGGAAACAGCAAAGCAUCCGGUUUAGGGAUCGUUUCUUAUGGGUGUGCCGUAACAUUUCCCAGACUCAGCACACCUCACAGCGCACCACGCGACGUCACGAGGAAGUUUGGAUUCUGCGACUGCCACCAGUUAGGGUCCCAUAUUCUGCGUUUAUGACCAUCCCUGCUGGGGUGAUGCAUCAUCACAUGACACGCUGCUUCCUCUCUGCAUCCCGUAGUCUUCCUGGUUGUUCCCGCUAAGCUUCCUAGUCCUUUCGGUUAGACCCCACCCCCCCCUUCCCCUUUCCAGGCUGGACAGGCUGUCUGUCCUGUAGGCACUAAUCUCUGGUCAGAUGUGUGCAUGACAAACAGAUAUGGUGAGAAAAGCUGAUUCCCGCUGGCUUCAGAUCUGUCACGAUGGAUGGCUCUCUGCUCAGUCCAUUGGGAUGCGUUCCAACCUCUUUCACUCUCUUGUUGUGUGUGUGAGUGUGUGUGUUUUAACUUUUGCAUUCUUUUAGAGGUUUUCCCUGGAACUAUAAAUUUUAAUUGCUGUGUGCACACCCUGAUCCCUGAAUGAUAUCAUGGGGAGGAGCGACUAUAUUGUCAGCCAACCUUGCCUACCCUUUAUUUCUAAUCUUCCAGUGUUACACUGCGAUGCUUCAGGCCCCGGCGCCUUCAACCACUCAAUCCUGCAGCGACACACACAUGCAAGUCUGUUUCAGAGGUUUAUCUUUAGCCUGUUUACUUUGGCUUGCACAUGUUUGUCUUUUUAUUGCCUGUUUGAAUGUUUUCUCAUGCCUUGUGUUUUCUGUUUGUCCUCCUAUAUGUGUGGAAUUGUUCAAUAAACCGUAGAUCGCAAGAG